Molecule: messenger RNA, 4709 nt
Organism: Diaporthe batatas
Lineage: Eukaryota; Fungi; Ascomycota; Sordariomycetes; Diaporthales; Diaporthaceae
Exons: 3
Coding region: 957-3746 (929 amino acids)
Biological process (GO): protein phosphorylation; intracellular signal transduction; microtubule cytoskeleton organization
Cellular component (GO): cytoplasm
Molecular function (GO): protein serine/threonine kinase activity; tau-protein kinase activity; ATP binding
Source: RefSeq, a predicted model, not a curated record
GACAAGCCUGACUGCCUGGCCAGGCUGGGCUACACGCACCACCGCAUGUGUGGCAUGAGUAGGCGAGCACCGUGGGCGUUGGCAAGAAACAAGCAAGCCCAAGUUUGACGGAGACGGGGCCUGCAAGACACACAAAGGGACCCAAGGCUCCGGCUUCUUGUUCCUUGGUUCCUGUCCCGACCUCCCAGGCUUCCCUGCUGGCCUGCUCGUCACAGUACCGAGUACAACUCAACACCACGCUAUUCCAGGAUAGGUCCCUGUACAGCUGCUCUGCUCUCUCCUGUCAGUCGCCAAGUUUCCCCAUCGCCGGCAGCCCAGCCCGUUCGUGUGCGCAUCCCCUUAACCGCCCCCCAAAUGAUAGCAGCAAUUUCGCCCGGGCUCCAACGCUCCUCUCCCUGAUCCACAACGGCCUCAACUCGACCCCAACCGCCACGCCCACGCCCAUCAGAGACACCCUUCCAUCUCCAUCUCCCUCCACCACCCAACAGCCCAGCUGCUCCCGCCCGCGGUACCUCCGUGCCUGUCCCUGGCCCUGGCCCUGUUGCUGCCGCCGCUACUUGCUGCUGUUGUUGUCGUUACUGCUGCUACUGCUGCUGUUGCUGCUGCUGUCGCCCCCUGCCCCCAGGCGGCCCAGGCCCAGAACCACGACUCCUCUACCACCCCCAAUCGCGCCUCCUCGACCUCCCACCCCCAUUCCCACCCCAAGCAGCAACGCCAGCCGGCACAGAGGAACUCGUGUCCUGUCCAAUCCCACAACACGAGCAUGAGCAUGAGCCGACUAGCCUAGCCCACCAACACCCGAGAAGCACCAGCAGAGAGAGGGACUGAGCCCUCUCCGCCACCAGGGCCGACCCGUCGUCACCGUCAUCCUCUCCUUCGCGGCAUCCUCGCGCCAGCCAGCACUCGUCCUCUCCGCCCCCCCCCCUUCCCUUGCACACCGUCGCCCUGCAGCAGCCAUGGCUACCACCGUUGCACACAACACCGGCCCUGCUGCCGUCCCUUCAUCCGCCGACCCGCGGUCUUCUGGCCAGCCAAAGGCCAGGUCUCGGACCACGAUACCGACACAAUCGGGGAAAUGGAUCCUGGGCAAGACAAUCGGCGCUGGCAGCAUGGGCAAGGUCAAGCUGGCAAAGAAGGAGGACAGUAACGAACAGGUCGCAUGCAAGAUCAUCCCUAGGGGUGUUGCCGACGAUGGGCACCACAGCCGGGCAGACAAGGAGCGUAAUGAGCAGGGCAAGGAAAUCCGCACCGCACGAGAGGCUGCCAUAGUCACCCUGCUCAAUCACCCCUACGUGUGCGGCUUACGAGAUGUCGUCAGGACCAACUACCACUGGUACAUGCUGUUUGAAUAUGUCAACGGCGGCCAGAUGCUGGACUACAUCAUCUCCCACGGGAAGCUCAAGGAGAAACAGGCCCGCAAGUUCAGCCGUCAGAUCGCUAGUGCUCUCGACUAUUGCCACCGGAACAGCAUCGUUCACCGCGACCUCAAGAUCGAGAACAUCCUCAUUAGCAAGAUAGGCGACAUCAAGAUCAUCGACUUCGGCCUGAGCAAUCUGUUCUCCCCCCGUGGCCACCUCAAGACCUUCUGUGGUAGCCUGUACUUCGCCGCGCCGGAGCUCCUCCAGGCCAGGGCAUACACCGGGCCCGAGGUCGAUGUGUGGAGCUUUGGCAUCGUUCUAUAUGUUCUUGUCUGCGGCAAGGUCCCCUUCGACGACCAGAGCAUGCCCGCGCUUCACGCCAAGAUCAAGAAGGGUCUCGUCGAUUAUCCCAACUGGCUGUCGAGCGAAUGUAAGAACCUGCUCUCCCGGAUGCUGGUCACGGAUCCCAAGCAGCGAGCUACCAUGGCCGAGGUCAUGGCUCACCCCUGGAUAAACAAGGGCUACAGCAGCCCGCCCGACAACUUUCUGCCCCGCCGGGAGCCGCUCACCCUGCCACUAGACCCGGAGGUCAUCAACGCCAUGACUGGAUUCAACUUUGGACCGCCUGAGGUCAUCAAGGCGCAGUUGACACGCCUGGUCGAGUCGGAGGAAUACCAACGCGGUGUCCGCCUCUACCAGCAGGAGAAAGAUCUGCCCCAACCGUCCAAAGACGGCGACAAGAAGAGAGGAAUGUUUGACUUCUACAAGCGUCGCAAUUCCAUGACCAGCAGGGACACGUUAACCGCGCCGAGCAGCGAGGCCCUCGCACUCGGAAACGACCCCCUCAAUGCCUUCAGCCCGCUUCUCUCUAUCUACUACUUGGUCAAAGAGAAGCAAGACCGCGAGAGGGUCGAUGUUGUCCCGACCAUGGCAACGCAACAACCCCCUUUUCAGAAGGAGAAAGACCCGGUGCCCGAGAUAGCGCCACCACAGGAGGCCCAUACCAAUUCUUCGGCAUACGAGAUGCCAGGUGAGAAGGCGACUGGCGGGAGGACGAGGCCACGAGCACGGACUCAUGGGGAGGACGAUGCACCUGACAAGGCGCUGUUGUCGCCAAAGGCUGCUCUCGGACCAGAUGCACAAUCACCGGCGGAAAGGCCCGAGAAGAAGGAGAGCGCGGCAGCUGGUAUCCUCCGGAGGUUCUCCACUAGGAGACGCCCGAGAGAUGGCGAGAGGCCGGAGAAGGACCGGUCGCACCCUCCACAAGUCCAUGUCCAUUCCCCAUCCGAGCAGCCGCCGGUACCGGGGAUACCACCCCGAAAAUCCUUCAGCAUCAGGCGCUCAAGGCGCGACAAGGAAGAUGGAUCAACCUCCCGGCUGCGCUCGGGCAGCAGCCAGCCUCAGCACAGCGAAUUGCUGAGCCCGCCUCUCUCCGCCGGUGCCAAUAUGCACGGUCAGAAAAAGGUCCUCGGGCGGUCUACCAGUGUCAACUCUGCAGAAUUCCGCAGGAGACGGGCCAUGGCAUCGCAUGGAUCGACGACAGACACGGAGGGCAAGGAGCCACCCCCCACGAGUGGCUCGGAUCAGUCAAUGGAAAGGCCGAAAGCUCAAGCUGAGAACAGGGGCGCCGCGGCCUCGCGGUCUGUCUCUAUGAGGGCUAAGUCUCUGGGGCACGCGAGGCGUGAGAGCAUCCAAGCCCGGCGAGCACGCCGCGAGGAGCAGCGAGAGCUGAACGUGCCAGAAGAAACGGACGCGGAGCCCGGCGACCAGAGCGGCCUGUCCAACGACGAACGCCAGGACAACCCAAGCCUAGCAAAGCCGGUUUUCUUGAAGGGGCUCUUCAGUGUGAGCACGACCUCGACAAGACCUGUACCCGAGAUACGUGCAGAUAUCAAGCGGGUGCUGAAACAACUCGGCGUGGACUACAGCGAGAUUCGCGGCGGGUUCCGUUGUGUUCAUUCACCCAGUAUAGACCUGAAGAAGGUUGACCCGCCCAAUAGCCCGAACCAGACCCCUGGCCACAGGAGACGUUUUAGUUUUGGUCUCCGGGGCGAGCGUGCAGACGACGUGCGCGACGUACUGGAAGGGAACCAGCCCAACACGCCGAGAACUCCUGGCAGGGCCCGGGAUGACCGAAGCAGCAGCAGCUCGGAUGUCUCAGACAUUGACAAUUCGCGUGACACAGGGGGCCCGUCGAGGGCUCCUCCGGGAGAAACGACGACCCGGGUACAGGACGACCUGGGUGGGAACAUGGUCCUCGAGUUUGAGAUUUUCAUCGUCAAGGUACCCAUGAUCAGCUUACAUGGCAUCCAGUUCAAGCGCAUGACUGGCAACACGUGGCAGUUCAAGAACAUGGCAGAUCAAAUAUUAAGGGAACUUCGGCUAUAAUAAAAACGCCCCAUGGGUCCAUGGGCCGUGGCGAUCUGGCAACGCGCCGUGGGUGCUGUGAAGAGAUGGGAACUCGGUAGCGGGGCUCAGUGGCAGGAGGGUGUGCUUUAUGACGAACCAGCAAACGCAAUGUGUGUUAGAGAAGAACGAGGGGAAGCGGUACGAACGGCAACGAUUCAUGCAUCUGGCAGCACUCGCUCUCGGGGUCUUGUUUCUUUUCACUUUCUUUCCACCAGUCCCGAUAAAUGGCCCGUUAGAUUCCAACAUCAGGUGCAAUCAGAGGAUGUCCUGCGUCUUGGGCACCUCCAAGGUGUCAGGUGGGAGGGUCGUGGAACCCAGAGCAGGAUCGGCACUGCAUAGGCAUUGCAUAGCGCAGCGAAGCACAGACAGACUAUGCUUUGUUUUUGCUUUGCUUGCACAUGGGCAUGUAGUACUUUUAAUAGGCAUCUCCCGAGAAGACAGUAGAAGGAUCACUAAUGCAAUUCAGAGUGGCGGUUCAUGUACACAAUUUUGAAUCCAUUGUCCUUGCCUUAACCGUCUGCUCGGUCUGCCGGGGACGACAAUUCAUCCUUGGCCACUGGCACGAACAGCUCUGCAGGCAGUCCCAAAAGGGUAUGACUAGUAUGAGAUUUGGGAGUCUGACUUGCCCUUUUUCCUUCUUUUUCUUCUAAUGUUUCAGACAGUAUAGUAUUGUAGCAGGAGAACAUGUUAGAGCCAAGCACCAGUGGCCCGCUUACCCUUGCCGAUAGGUUGUUCCACGACAGGUUCCCCCAUAUGACAUCGACUAGAUAGGACUGUUCAAUAGAACGAUAUCUUGUGGGAGAUCUCCUAUACGAAAGGCUUCUUUGAGUAUGGAAUAUUGUAGGGGUAAGAUUACUGUAGGACGAUAAUCUAUAGGAGAAUUGGUAAGAGGUCCUGUAGGAAGGUGUCUUCAAGAGCGUGUACUGUGGGGGGAUAUCCGUA